Molecule: messenger RNA, 1950 nt
Organism: Botrytis porri
Lineage: Eukaryota; Fungi; Ascomycota; Leotiomycetes; Helotiales; Sclerotiniaceae
Exons: 4
Coding region: 1-1950 (649 amino acids)
Biological process (GO): kinetochore assembly; attachment of mitotic spindle microtubules to kinetochore; spindle attachment to meiosis I kinetochore
Cellular component (GO): kinetochore
Molecular function (GO): centromeric DNA binding
Source: RefSeq, a predicted model, not a curated record
AUGGCACCCGAACAGUCCGCAUCACCACCAGGAAGGCGGAGAACAGGUGCAAAUAGGGAGAAUCAAUACUUGUUUAACUUAGGAGUCAAGGGAAGGAAAACUGGUGUUGAGCUCCCAGAUACUGGAAUUCGCGACGCAAAUGGCUUAGAACCAAUGGACGAUUUAUUCUCCCCCGAUAAACCUGAAAGUAUUAAGACGAGUAGAAGCGCAAAUGGACCACGGAGAAACGCGCUGGAGGACGCGACAAUAUCUAGUGAGGAGGAUAUGGAUAUGGACGGAGAAAAUACAGCCCCGGAACCUACUGAAGUCUUGAACCAACGAAGACAAGAUGCGCGAUUGGCCUUGCCUAUACCUAGAUCGAGGUCGCCUUUAAAAACUCACCUACAGUCGCCAGCCCGCAGGCAUCCAUCAUUCGGCAUUUCUUCACCCGCCAAAGAAGCAUCUAGCGAAGCCGAUGAUACGGGCCCUGUCCGACGAAAGUUGGAUUUCUCAGCCGAUGAUAUAGCAGUCGAAACGAAACAAGCAACGAGUGCUCCCAAUGGACGAGGAAAACCAGGACGCCCAGCACUAGGUAAUCUUACAAAUGGGACUAGACUUUCACCCGGCAGACUUCCUCCCCAAACUUUAAACCAGAGUAGCGAUGGCAUGGAGAAUCAAGACGAGAGUGCAUUAGAGUUCGAAGAUGAUUCGAAUCAAUACAACGCUCCGGAUGACGAGGAUGACGAUGCCGCUGUCGAUGCGCUCGAGGGAAACUCAGACUUGGUAGAAGCGUAUGGGGAACAAGAAGCGGAAGAAGAGAUUGAACAAGUGGGUGAGCCAGAACCGGAACCUUCCCCGCCCAGAAAAGCAGCAAGUAAGAACAAAGGGAAAGGAAAAGGUAAAGUGAUUGAGGAACCAGAGCCAGAGGAAGUACCGGAACUAGAGCAGCCCCCACCAAAACGCAGAGGCAGGAAACCGAAAAAUUCGGCUCCUCAAAUCGAACCUGUGGAGGAAGAAAGAAAGGAAAUCAAAGAAAGACCUACAAAGAAAGCACGACGAUCUGCAGAACCUGUCGAAGCACCCGAACCUACAAAGAGAAAACCUGGAAAACCUGGAAGACCGAGUAAUGCCACGAAAUCCACCUAUGUACCCAAAGCAGCGGCGAAAUCAAAAGGUCGAUCACAUAUGGCCCCAAUACCUGAGGUGGACUCACCUCUAGUUCACCGCGGUCCCCCUAUUCCCAGGAAAAAUGGCCUCUAUAUUCUUCGACGCGAGACGGCAUUGGGUGGCACUGGAAUGCUACGAACCAGAUCUGGCCGUAACUCAAUGAAGCCUCUCGCAUUCUGGAAGGGUGAACACGUCGAAUAUGACGAUGACGGAACGGUACCAGAUGGAACCCACGGUGCAAAGAUUCUGUUACCUAGCAUUAAGGAGGUUGUUCGUGUAGAUGAAGUAGAGCAAGAAAAGCGCUCGAGACCGAAAUAUCAAAAAUCUAGCAAAAGCAAAUCAAAGAAGAGGGUGCGAGAAGAAGUUGAUGAAGAUUCGGAAACAGAAGAAUGGGAAUCCCAAACUGGUCGCGUUGAAGGUUCAGUACGAAUAUGGGAUCCGGAAGAUCAAGUUGGAGAAAAUGCUGCAGAGAAAGUGGAAGAUGUUGCUUUUUCGUCAGCUGCAAUCAAGACUCGCGAUAUUCCAAAUGCUUCAUUCAAAUUUGCCAAAACCCUUACAUUGCCCUUUUUCGGUUCAGGUAUGGUCGACCUCGAACCUGGCGCUGUCAAGAAACCAAAGAAUUCGAGGAAGAUGCAGAUGGUGUUUUUCGUGUUCUAUGGCCGAGUUGAAGUUUCGGUCAACGAAACGACUUUCAGAAUUGGCAAAGGUGGAAUGUGGCAAGUCCCUCGAGCGAGAAUAUUUUUCGCGCAAGGCUGUGAACUUGAAGAUUCGGAAGGCGGUGCUGCUCCACCUGCAAGUCAAUAA